AAAACUCGAGAAGAAGAAGAAGAAAACAGCCCACAAGCAACGCAGGCGCAAUACUGAAAUGAAAGCAUACGCAUCAACAACAACACACUCAGCGUUACUUACCAGUGUGUCAAACUAUUGUCAAUAACCUUGAUGUAAGAAAAAGCUAAUGGGAUAUGCCGAAGAAGAGUACUGUUAUAGCAUAGCUUCGCAGCCAAAAAAGAAACCUGCCUGAAAGGACGUUUUUAAGGUAAAACGGAAGAAGAGAGAGAAGUGAAACCUCUAGCUGGAGCUAAUGUAACACUUUUUUUGGAAGUCGCUACAAACACAGUUCCAGAAUCGAACGCACUUGCUUCCUGUUGUCAGUGUGUGGCCAGUAAACAUCCAGCGAACUUGAUACAAUGUAACAAAACAACGUGGAAGGAUUCUCAGUAACAACAGGAGGUAAACAACCCACCGGUGUGCUUUCUACAUGAGUCUGUUGGCAGUAUGUCGCUGAGUUCAGGCGGUUGGACUCACACCAGUCCCGGCUACACACCGGACCAGUCCGCCGCCGCCGCCGCCGCCGCCGCCCUCCUCCCAGCCAGUCACUAUGGGGCCUCGCAGGCAGCACAACUCGGCUGCCAAACCGUCCUCAUGUCGGUUCGGGUGUCGGUGUGCCAUUCUGGGAUUCGGCCGCUCUGUCUUCCUGGAGCAGGUGAUGAGUCACUGCGCCUUCAGCUCGGCAUGGACCCGGGGAAAUCCGGGGAAUUCCGGCUGUCGCUGCAGGACAGCAGCGGGACUGGCCGGAGUGUGACCAUCGCUGAGUUUGAUUUGAGGACCGUAAACUAUGAGGUGAAGUCACCAAAGUGCCACGAGCUGAGUCUGGCGGCGCCUCCACACGACCGCAUCAGCUUCAACUUCCGCUGUGAGCAGGAGGCCCAGGAAUGGGCUACGGUGGUGAUGUCGUCAUUGAGAGAAGCACACAGAGUUGCCCCUCAAGAUAACGGUCCACAGCGUCCCCUGGAUGGUCUCCAUCUUCAGAACACGUUGGCCUUGCAACGAACAGAGGAAACCUGCAUAGAGCUGACCCGAGCCAUAGAAGCAGGUGACAUGAAGUCUGCUUCGGACUUUGCCGCCACGCUCGCCCGACAACACGCCACACUCAAGAUUCAGCCCUCUGCCGGAGACGAUGAAAACACUGAAAUCAACUUGGUUGUUGCAGUUGAGGAUUCUUCCUCGUCCUGUUGUGUCACUGUGAAAGUUUUCCCACAUAUGACUACCGCCGCACUGAAACAGCAGAUGUUUCUGGAGUACGGCUUUCACCCGCGGGUGCAGCGCUGGGUGAUUGGCCAGUGUCUGUGCACCGACCAGCGCUCUCUGGCCUCGUAUGGGGUUCGUCAGCACGGUGACACGUCCUUCUUGUACCUCCUGUCGGCCCGUCACGCUCGCUUGACCCUCCAAGUCCUCCAGCAGGACCAGGAGAGCGCCCUCCUCCGCAGUCCUCCAUCUCUAUCUCUCCCCGCUCCUCCCACCCUCCCUGCUACCUCUGCAAACGGCCCCUCGUCUCUGGACCGGAGGCCUUACACCACCCUGCCUCCUAGACUCCAUGCCAGCAGCAACACUGGUGGGUCGGAGAGAGGAAACGUCAGUGAGAUCAGAGAUCUCAUCAACCUAGAGAUGCCUCAACUCAAUGAAGCAAUGAGCCCCAACACAGCUUCCUCCCAGGGUUGGUCGUGCCCUUCUUGCACUUAUAUUAACAAACCGACACGGCCGGGCUGUGAGAUCUGCAGCACAAACCGCCCAGAGAGCUACGUCGUCCCGGGGGGAUACAGACCUGACGCACUGGAACUCAGACGGAUCCAGCAGGAGAAGGAGGCCAUCAGACAGUACCAGCAGGCAAGGGAAGAGGAGCGCAGGGAGAAUUUUGCCCGGCUAGUGAUGAUGGACGGCCAGGACCUGCUGCCUAACCCGGAGCCUGUGGACUGUAGGAUCUGCUACGUGGACCUGCGGCCUGGAGAGGGCGUCCUGCUGAGGGAGUGUCUCCACUGUUUCUGCAGAGAGUGCUUAGGUUCAGUCAUCAUGCUGAGCGAGGAGCCGGAGGUGGCCUGUCCCUACAGAGACGACACAUAUUCCUGUGCCUGCUCCCUGCAGGAGAGGGAGAUCAGAGCUUUGGUGCCACCAGAGGAGUACGAGCGCUGGCUGCAGAGAGGCCUGUCGGUGGCAGAGUCUCGAUGUGAGGGCAGCUACCACUGUGCCACCCCAGACUGUCCGGGCUGGUGUGUGUACGAGGACACAGUCAAUGUCUUCCACUGCCCCGUGUGCAGGAAACACAACUGUCUGAUUUGCAAGUCUAUCCAUGAGGGAAUGAACUGUAAGCAAUACCAGGAUGAUCUGGCAGCCCGCGCUAUAAAUGACUCAGCUGCCAGGAGGACAACACAUCUACUAAAGACUCUUGUGCAGUCAGGGGAGGCUAUGCACUGUCCCCAGUGUGGCAUCAUUGUGCAAAAGCGGGAUGGAUGUGAUUGGCUGCGUUGCACCGUCUGUCACACUGAGAUCUGCUGGGUAACCAGAGGACCCCGCUGGGGACCUAGGGGUCCUGGAGACACCAGCGGAGGAUGUCGCUGCAACGUCAACAAUCAGAAAUGCCAUCCCAAAUGCCAAAACUGUCACUGAGAAAAUCUCGAGAGGUCAGAUUGUAGAAGGGAAUGAAAGACUUGAAAUAAACUCUAAAAUAGAGAAAAGAGGAUUAUGGUGAAUAGAAAAAAAUGUAUAUUUAAGUCAAAAACUGCAGGAUUGUUACAUACUGUUAUAACUGGAGACAUUCACAAUUCCCUCUCCGCAAAUUUCUAACCAUCACUUGUUUCUCUUGGCUUUUCAGAGUAUUAACUUUACAAUGAUUGCACUGCAAAUGUAGUAAUACAGGUGUGUUGUUUUCUGUUUUGGUAGUGACAUACCAGGAUGCAUUACAUUAAACUGAAGUGGCCUUAUUCUUGUGCACAAACGCUGUAGCAGGGUGUUAACGAUGACGUUUUCUGGGAAACGUGACAAAAUCCUUGUUGUGUCCUUAAUAUGCAAUUUUUCUGCAUAGAGAUAGAUCAAACAAGUGUAUGGAGUUAUAUUAUAUGUUUUGUGUCUGUGAUGGUCUGACUGCAUGUGUGUCACCAAAGAGGUUUGAAAUGUGUCUGAUUGUUAGGUAUGUUGUUUACCUGACGUUGAGUGGAACCGGGUUGUUUGCUUCCUGUUAAUCACUCACGCGUCUGUAUUUGACAAGCGGUGGAGAGGUCACUGAGACCAGCUGAGUGUUACACGGUGACAUCAUCAAUAACUGGCAGAGUGUAUUGAUUAAUAGUCAAAUGUUAAUUGUAAUACUUGAAUACUUUCUGAGAAGGCACAUGUCAACACAUUUUGUAAACAAGCUCAUAUUAAUAAAAUAUAAUAGGGUGCAUAUGAAUUAAUUUUUUAUUCUAAUGCAUUAAUGGAAAUCAACAAGUAUCACAUUAACCAGGAUAAGAGCAUAUAUACGCUCACCAACUGCACCCACUCACCCACCAGACUAUGACCACGACUACACUACUGCCCCGCACUGACAAGCCACCAAUAAGUCUUCACUGUUACUGGUGUUAAAUAUCAGCUCUGUGUUGCUGAUGUACAGUUGUGCCUUAAUUAUCAAUAAAUAACCUUUAAACUCA
Messenger RNA from Sebastes umbrosus (honeycomb rockfish), 3650 nucleotides. RefSeq names its product sharpin and rbck1 related (gene shrprbck1r). Gene Ontology annotation, molecular function: ubiquitin binding; ubiquitin-protein transferase activity. NCBI's taxonomy places the organism in Eukaryota, Metazoa, Chordata, Actinopteri, Perciformes, Sebastidae. The record is from RefSeq and is a predicted model, not a curated record. The transcript is spliced from 14 exons. Gene Ontology annotation, cellular component: LUBAC complex. Bases 469 to 2634 code for a protein of 721 amino acids. Gene Ontology annotation, biological process: proteasome-mediated ubiquitin-dependent protein catabolic process; positive regulation of canonical NF-kappaB signal transduction; protein linear polyubiquitination.